Gadus morhua (Atlantic cod) is the source of this 2185-nucleotide messenger RNA. It is a transcript of the gene atic, whose product is annotated as 5-aminoimidazole-4-carboxamide ribonucleotide formyltransferase/IMP cyclohydrolase. Lineage: Eukaryota; Metazoa; Chordata; Actinopteri; Gadiformes; Gadidae. Gene Ontology annotation, biological process: 'de novo' IMP biosynthetic process. Gene Ontology annotation, cellular component: cytosol. The record is from RefSeq and is a predicted model, not a curated record. Gene Ontology annotation, molecular function: phosphoribosylaminoimidazolecarboxamide formyltransferase activity; IMP cyclohydrolase activity. The transcript is spliced from 15 exons. Bases 162 to 1937 code for a protein of 591 amino acids.
GGUGCAGAAAACAACGUGCGUGUCUCUCUCGCUUCCCUCUCUCUCCACAGGCUCUGCAUUCAGUCUCAGUGCGCUGCAGGUCAAUAACUUACUCACCAAACUCCGAAGAGAGUGAACCAGCCUCCGUCUUUCGGUCACUUUUUGUUGGUCCCGCUGCAGACAUGGCCAGCUCUGAACUUGCUCUGUUGAGUGUGUCCGACAAGUCCGGACUGUUGGAGUUCGCCAAAAGACUCGUGAACACGGGUCUAUCGCUGGUGGCGUCCGGGGGAACAGCGAAGGCGCUGCGGGAUGCUGGCCUGGCGGUGAGGGACGUGUCUGAGCUAACUGGUCAUCCAGAGAUGCUCGGAGGGCGGGUGAAGACCCUGCACCCCGCAGUCCACGGAGGCAUCCUUGCCCGACGCACCCCGUCAGACAUGGCUGACAUGGAGAAGCUGGGCUACAGUCUGGUCAGGGUGGUGGUCUGUAACCUGUACCCCUUCGUGAAGACCAUCUCCAGCCCCGAUGUGACGGUGGAGGACGCAGUGGAGCAGAUUGACAUCGGCGGGGUCACACUGCUCAGAGCGGCGGCCAAGAACCACGCCCGCGUCACCAUCGUGUGCGACCCGGCCGACUACCCCCUGGUUGCCACGGAGAUGGAGGGCUCCGAGGGCAAGGACACGACGCUUGAGACCCGCCGGACCCUGGCUCUGAAGGCCUUCACCCAGACGGCGCAGUACGAUGACGCCAUCUCAGACUACUUCAGGGGCCAGUAUAGCCGCGGGGUUUCCCAGCUGCCCCUGCGCUACGGCAUGAACCCCCACCAGGCCCCGGCCCAACUAUACACCCUGCACUCUGCUCUGCCCCUCAAAGUGGUGAACGGUUCCCCUGGCUUCAUCAACCUGUGUGACGCCCUCAACGCCUGGCAGCUGGUCAGAGAGCUGAAGGCUGCCCUGGGACUGGCCGCUGCCACCUCCUUCAAGCACGUCAGCCCUGCAGGAGCUGCGGUGGGGGUUCCUCUGUCCGAGGAGGAGGCGAAGGUGUGCAUGGUGAGCGACAUGCUGCAGGACCUCACCCCGUUGGCCUCCGCCUACGCCAGGGCCAGAGGUUCCGACAGGAUGUCGUCUUUCGGAGACUUCAUCGCCCUGUCGGACGUUUGUGACGUCCCCACGGCCAGGAUCAUAUCCAGAGAGGUGUCAGACGGCAUCAUCGCCCCGGGAUACGAGGAGGAGGCUUUGAAGAUCCUGGCCAAGAAGAAGGGCGGGAAAUACUGUGUUCUCGAGAUGGACCCGGCCUACGAGCCAGACGAGCCGGAGGUGCGCGUGCUGUUCGGACUCCACCUCAAGCAGAGGCGGAACGGCGCGCCCAUCGACAAGGAGCUCUUCAGCAACGUGGUUUCCAAGGGAACGCUCUCUGAGAAGGCCCUGCGCGACCUGACCGUGGCGACCAUCGCCGUCAAAUACACCCAGUCCAACUCUGUGUGCUACGCCAAGGACGGCCAGGUGAUCGGUAUCGGCGCCGGGCAGCAGUCUCGUAUCCACUGCACCCGUCUGGCCGGCGACAAGGCGGACAACUGGUGGCUCCGGCGCCACCCCAGGGUGCUGGGGAUGAAGUUCCGCUCCGGGGUGAAGCGGGCCGAGAUCGCCAACGCCAUCGACCAGUACGUCAGCAACACCAUCGGAGAGGGUCCGGACCUGGCGGCCUGGAAGGCGAUGUUCGAGGAGGUCCCCGAGCCGCUGACGGAGACGGAGAAGAAGACCUGGGUCAGCUCUCUGCAGGGCGUGGCCCUCAGCUCCGACGCCUUCUUCCCCUUCAGGGACAACGUGGACCGCGCCAGGAAGAGUGGCGUGGCGUUCAUCGCGGCCCCCGGGGGCUCCACGGCCGACGACGUGGUGAUCCAGGCCUGCAACGAGCAGGGCAUCACCCUGGCACACACCACCCUGCGCCUCUUCCACCACUGAGCUCCUCUGUGGGAGCCUAGGGCCUACAGCUGCUUCAGCACACUGGCUCUGUGUCCAGACCACUGUCGGGAGACCGUAGUUACUUAGCUUUGCUAUCUGUUACAUUCCUAAUGCUGUUACUGCACAACGUGAUGCGGAUGGGUCACCGGGGCACAACAUGGCAUCCAUUCCUAUCCUACUAAUGGAAUAACAACUGUUGGUUUCUUACUCGUGUUUACAUCUUGUAUUAAAGCGCUGCUGUAGAAAGA